Mercenaria mercenaria is the source of this 5278-nucleotide messenger RNA. RefSeq names its product zinc finger and BTB domain-containing protein 24-like. Bases 721 to 2571 code for a protein of 616 amino acids. The record is from RefSeq and is a predicted model, not a curated record. Gene Ontology annotation, cellular component: nucleus. Gene Ontology annotation, molecular function: DNA-binding transcription factor activity, RNA polymerase II-specific; RNA polymerase II transcription regulatory region sequence-specific DNA binding. NCBI's taxonomy places the organism in Eukaryota, Metazoa, Mollusca, Bivalvia, Venerida, Veneridae. Gene Ontology annotation, biological process: regulation of transcription by RNA polymerase II. The transcript is spliced from 7 exons.
UGUCAUUUGUUUACAAAAAAGGCACAACAAAAAAAUUCUAUUUUUUCUAUUAUUUCAACUCAAACAUAUCCUCUUUUUGCUUAUAGUUGAAAGGAAAUCGGUGCCAUGGUAUAGAAAGAUUGCAAGCAUCUAAAGGAGGCAGGCAUUUCAGACAUGUUGAAAAGUGACAGGAUUUUCAAGUAGUGGCACAGGCACUGGAGAUUUUACUCAGACUUUUGCUUUGGAGAUUUUACCAUUAUUGUCUUGUAAGUGAAAAGUCAAAGUAACUUAAUAGUUCAAAAUAGGACUAAAUAAAAAAGAGAUUAUAUAAGGAGUACAGUGUCCAGCCAUUUGGCAAGAAGUCUAGAGUUCAAUAUACAGUUAACCAGAACAUCUAUAAUAGUAAAUUCACACGGCUGGAAUUUUGUUGAGCCACCACUGGAUGCAGAAUGAAGAUGCUUGCAAUCUAUGUAUAGUUGACCGUGCCAGUGCAAAAUAAAAUUUUAGCAUGUUAAAGUCUUAAGUUACAGAUGAAUAUGGGCUAGAUGACUACAUAUUUGGUGAGGCAAAGAUACAUCUGAAAAUAGCAUCACAUGGGGAUAUUUUCAAGUUGUUAUGUGUAAGAUGUCAUCAGGAAACAGAUUAUAUAAAUUGAUCUGCUUUUUUUAAGAACAAGGCACCUUGAAAAAUUAGUAAGCAAAUUUAGGAAUGAAAUUUUGAAGCAAAUUUGACAGGAUUAAAAUGGAAGUAUUUCAGAAAGAAACUCUCAUAGAUUCUGUAAACUAUGACAAAAUUGUGUCAGCAUUAGUUGGAGAGAGUGAACAGCUUGAAAAGCAGUUAACUGGUAUACAUGAUCACUCUGAGCCAGAUGUAGCAGCUGUUGUGAGAGCUGAUGUGACAGCACAUGACUCCUCAAACUACGAGGGUGUAGAAUUAGGACACCUUAUGACUUACCCUGCCAAAAUAAAUAAAUGUAUAAAUAAGAAGAGCAAUCAUGAAGAACUGAGUGAGAAUGACCAGUCUCUACAAGAAGAUAUGACAUCUGAAGAUAAGGAUGCUAAUUUUAGUGCUUCAGAUAAUGUAUUAGCAUUAUUUCCCUUUGUUUGUGGAAUAUGUGAUGAAAAAUUUAACAUUUUGGUAACUUACUUUAUGCAUAUUUCAAUGCAUGAAAAUGCUAACACAUUGUUACAUUGCUGUGAUCAGACAGAUGUUGAUGAGGGUUGUUUCUUGUUUUCAUGUGGAAUUUGUGAUAUAAAGUACCCAACUUUGUGUACUCUUUACCAACAUCUGCUUGAAACAGAAGGUGUGACUGACUUUGUUUAUAGGGGAAGAGUAAGAACAGCACAUGCUUAUACUGGAACUAGUGAACAUUUUGAAAUUCCACAAAACAGUGCAGAGUGUUAUAGGGUAAAAGGAAGGGUAACAAAUACUCUUAAUAAAGGUAUCAAUUCAAACAUUCCAACGAAUGAUAUAAAGUUUGAUAUAAAAGGUUCAUUGGAUGAUGAUAAAGAUAAUUUAUGUGGUAACUCAGGAGAUGACGAUGAUAAUUUACGUGGUAACUCAGGAGAUGACUCGGAUACCACAAUAAUCAAUGAGAGUGUUGUUGUAGAAGAGAUUGAAGUUGGAAGAAAAUAUGUAAAAGACCUGAAGGUCAUUGAAAGAAAACGACUGAAGAGAAAGAAAAGAGGUAAAAGAAAAGUAAAUGCUAAAAAUGCAAAUAAAACAUUGUUAAAUGAACGUAAGAAGACUAAAGGGAGUAUCCUUGCAGGCACAGAUAGGAACACAUCAUUGAUAAUAGAAGGAGCAGACAUACCUGCUGUUGCUUCUAAUGAUUAUGACGAUGAUGAUGAUUAUGAUGAUGAAAAGUUAGUUGAUGGUAUAAAUGAUGAUGGAAUUAACCGUCAUGAAGACACUGUGGUAGUAAAACGCACAAAGAAGAAGCGAGUGACAGUAAAUCGUAAAGAUCAGCUGUUUCCAUGUGAGGUAUGUGGAGCAGUUGUUAAACACCAGUACCUGCAGAGACACAGAAGUACUCAUGAAGAACGUACACUAGCAUGUGACCAGUGUGACAAUGUGUAUAACUGUAAGUUCAAGCUAAGAACUCACAAGAAACAAGUCCACACUGAGGAAAAGAAGUUUACUUGUGAUGAAUGUGGUAAAAGUUUCAAAGCGUGGCCCUACCUCAAGCAACACCGUCAUACAAAUUUGGAACUUGUGGGAAUUAAAGAACAAAUCCAUAUCAAAGAGAGAAAUAUUCUGUGUCCUGUUUGCCCUAUGAAAUUCAAAUAUGCGGCAGUGUUAAAGGUGCAUUUGAAAACACAUUCAGAUCAGAAGCCACACAACUGUGAGCAGUGUGGAAAGAAAUUCAAACGAGCUGAUUUGUUAACAACACACAAAAAAUAUCACAUGGAGGAGAAACCAUUUCCUUGUCCUGAAUGCUCAAAAACUUUCAAAGUGAAACAAGACAUGAAAAAACAUUUUAAGAUUCAUCUACCGCCAAAGUUUUUCUGUGGAAUUUGUGGAAAAUCUUUUGUUCAGAAGCACAAUUUGCGAAUUCACAUGAAAGUUCAUGGAGAACUUCAUGAAAAAUAGAAAUAUUGUGCCAUUAAUGUGAAAUACAUUGAAAAUAUAACUGGAGUUUCAAAGAAAGAUAUAAUAAAAGAUAGACAGAGAAUAUUGCCAAGAAGUAUAGGGUUGCUUGAUGAUUUGCUAAGGGCACCCCAGCCAAAGUAGCAUGUUUUGAAAAUUAGAGUCUGUUGAAAAAUAAAAAUUUAGAUGACAUUUUUACAUAUUGAAAGAUUUUUAUGAUAUAGAAUUUAAGCAUACUUUUUACUCUUGUAAAUUGGCGUAUUUAGUAUCAAAUUAUCACAGAGGUUAAUUUAACGUAUAUUCCCUUAUUAAUGCCCCAAGGGACAUUACAUUUUACAAAAAGGUGGCAUUUAUUAAGGCCCUAUAAUGUUUUGGGUUUUUUUUUUGUUGUUGUUUUUUUAGCUCACCUGUCAUGUAGUGACAGGGUGAGCUUUUGUGAUCGCCCUUCGUCCGCCGUCCAUCCACAAUUUCUUGUCUGCACGAUAGUGGUUUCAUUUAUGAUUUUAUUUUAACCAAACUUGCACACAACUUUUAUCACCAUAAGAUCUUGGUUCCUGUCUUGACCUGGCCAUAUCCUAUUAUGGGUUCUAGAGUUAUGGCCUCUGAAAGGGCCAAAAUUAGCUAUUUUGACCUUGUCUGCACAAUAGCAGCUUUAUUUAUGAUCUGAUUUUUAUCAAACUUGCAAACAACUUGUAUCACCAUAAGAUCUUGAUUCUUUUCUUGAACUUGCCAGAUUUAUUUAUGGGUUACAGAGUUAUGGCCCCUGAAAGGGCCAAAAUUAGCUAUUUUGACCUUGUCUGCACAAUAGCAGCUUUAUUUAUGAUUUGAUUUUAACCAAACUUGCACACAACUUGUAUCACCAUAACAUCUUGGUUCCUUUAUUGAAUUGGCCAGAUUCCAUUAUGGGUUCCAGAGUUAUGGCCCCUGAUAGGGCCAGAAUUAGCUAUUUUGACCUUGUCUGCACAAUAGCAGCUUCAUUUAUGAUUUGAAUUUAAUCAAACUUGCACAAAACUUGUGUCACCAUAAGAUCUUGGUUCCUUUCUUGAACUGGCCAGAUCUUACAAUGGGUUCCAGAGUUAUGGCCCCUGAAAGGGCCAAAAUUAGCUAUUUUGACCUUGUCUGCACAAUAGCAGCUUCAUUUAUGAUUGAUUUUAACCAAACUUGCACACAGCUUGUAUCACCAUAAGAUCUCGAUUCCUUUUUGUAUGCCCUAAGGGACGUAUUAUGUUAUUGGUGUCCGUCUGUCUGUUGGUUAGCAAUUUCCCUUCCGCUCUGUAACUCUUGAACCACAUGAAGGAUUUCAAAGAAACCUGACACAAAUGUUCACCUCCUCGAAACAACUUGCAGAGCACCUGUUUCGGAUGGCUCACUUCAAGAUCAAGGUCACACUUAGGGGUCAAAGGUCAUAUGACUUUGUUUUGUGUGUAUAUUGCUCUGCAUUUGCGUUGCAUUGCAGUGCUCUUGUUUUUAUUUGGCAGAUCCUUCUUUUGUUCACAUACAAUAUUUUUUUUUUAUUACUUACCUUUAUAUUACUAUAAAUAGCUUAUUUAGUAACUUUUUUAUUAUUGGCCGCAGGGAAAAACCGAGACCACUUUUCUGCGGUACAACAUGGAUGGUAUCUCCAAUUUUUAGGUGUAUUUUGACAAUAUCUGUACCUUUAAGAAAAUUUCAACUAUAUUUUCUCAUGAUUCUUUUGAUUGAUCUUGAUUAUGAUUUUUUGACCUUCUUGUCCUUAAGUGCAAUGAUAACAGGUGAGCGAUAUAGGGCCAUUAUGGCCCUCUUGUUUACAUUUUUAAGUAAAUAUAAAUGCACCAUACAUCUGGUAUUCACUUAGGACCUUAAUUAAAAUAUAACUUUAUUUUUUUGCAGAAAAUGGGGAAAUGGUGUUUAUUAGGAGAGGUCUGAUCUUUAUUUAAAAAAUAGUGUAUGUCUUUGUAACUAAAGAAACAUUUAAGGAAUACUUCUUUCUUGAAAGUGAUGUGUUUGCCUGAAUUACCUAUGUAAGUCAGGAAAAUAGAAAACUGCAAUGCAACCUUAUUAUUAGGCAAGUCCACCUUUCAGCCAACAAAUAAAUGUCCAUAGCAGUCAUGAUAGCAGAUGUAUUCAUUUUCCUUUCCAGGGAUUAUAUAGCUAUGUUCAGAGGGUUGGGGCCUUUGGUAUUUUUUGCCAUGGGCCUUUUUGAUGAAAUGUCAGUAUCGCAUUCUAGAAUCUGUUUAUGAACUGCAAAGUAAUAAAUUGUAUAAACGUUAAAAAUUUAUUUUUGUCUGUUAAUUAGUGAUGGUGGGAAAUACCUAUUAGUUUCACUCCAUAUUGUAGGGUAGUCCAGUAAAUUUCACAAGAUCACAAGGUCCAGUACUUCUAACCAUACAAACAAUGACAGGAGAACAGGCCCAGAGGUAACAUUGUCAGACUAAAAAAACAGAGCCCAAACUGAGAGCUAAAAAGUACUAACAUAGAAUUUUUAUGUUAGGCAAAUGUUUCAUUUCAUAAAAGAAAUCAAUAUGCUUAUGGUAUCCAGAUUGCUUUGCCACAAAUUUUUAGAAUAUCUGUAUAUAAAAUAUUAAAAUAGUACUUAAACAUUAUCUUAUGAAAUGCCUACUUUUGAAAACAAUAAAUGUCAAUACUGAUUUUAUUGAAUAGAUCUUUAACUAAAUAAAAGUUGGGAAAAUUUUGAAAUAUGUGGAUUUUCAUACGUUUGAAAAUUGUUUUC